Molecule: messenger RNA, 1569 nt
Organism: Notodromas monacha
Lineage: Eukaryota; Metazoa; Arthropoda; Ostracoda; Podocopida; Cyprididae
Source: the annotation of a GenBank genome assembly
AAGACCACCAGCAGCAGCAGCAGGCGGGAUGACACCAAAGCUGCUGCUGUGGGCGAGGAGGACAUUCAGCUCGCAGCUGCAGUGCUGGGGACUUCUGAUCCAACGUGGGACGAGUCCGCCGAGGACAACAACGGGUACUUGAUGACAAUGGGGAAGACAUCUCUGGCAUUCUGUGCUGGAUCGUGGCCUGGUUUCUUUGUGAACCUCCGCGGAGAAGCACAGAAAAAAGAGAGAGAGAGAGAGAUGAAAAUGUCCAGUAAACCCGAGUGUGGAGACGAUUGUAAAGUGUUCAUCAGUGAGUCAUCAGUCAGGGAUGUGGAGAAAGAAGACAUAGUCAAGUCCUGCAAGGAAGUCCUGAAAGCAGUGGCGCAGGCCGUGGUCAUCGGAACAGCGCUCUAUGUCUUCGCAGCCAUUGCUCUGCCGGGCGUGUGCUCCUGGAUCGCCGCAACGUUUCUGCAAGAUGUCGGCGCCCUCCCGAGACGAGACGCAGCAGGGAACGCGACUUUCGUCGUGCGGGUGACGGAAGCGGUGCCAACUGCGAUUGAUGACGCCGCGUCGGGGCUAUUGACGCAAUUGGAGACGGAUUACGCACUGGGCUUGGCAACGUUGUACCAGGCAGGGUACUUUGACCGGUUGCCCGGGAACUGGAGUCGCGAGGUGGACGAGUUCUUCGGGGGCCGCGGGAAUAAUGAUGGGCCUUUGUCCGGGACAAAGGGGGCAAGAGUCAAGAGACAAAUUGAAGCCAUGAGUCCAUUCAUUGUGGGCAUGUUCGGCAACGACAAGGUCCAGGCGCAGAACGAGCUCAAGUACCCAGACACAGGCUUGUCUUUUAGACCAUUGGCACCAAGGUUACCUUUCCAGAAGGCAGUCUGCUCAGCUCUGACAUGCUGCUACUUGCUGCCUGACCAAGUGGCUUUGCCAUGUUGUGGCCUACUGGGAAUGCAGUUCAGAUUACAUUUGGAUUGCUGUCGAUGCUUUGGCAUGGAGAUUGUUGGUUUGGAGAGCAUGAGAGCUGUGUCUUAAUCAUCUGCUCAUAUACAGUACUUGUACUGUAUCAUAUCUUGUCGCGCACUUUUUAAAAGCUGUUAAAAAAAAGUUUUGUGUCUUGCAAUCUUUAUUUAUUGUAUUUACUCAAGUACUAUUCCCCCUGACUUAUUAUCAAGGGAAUUGGCUGAUAAUGUUUUUUAUAGGAGUGGAAUUAUGACCCAAAAAGUUGCAAUUGCUCAAGAUUUGUUCCCGCAAUUUGUGUUGGUAGAAGUUUGAAUUAUUUUUUCAAGUAGUAAUUUUUAAGAAAAAUAUUUUUUGAUGGAAUAAAAUUACAUAAAUCCACAGGAAACUUGUUGACAAACCGCAAAACCGUUCAUAUUUUUUCUGUCACUCAUAUUCAUGACUUUCAAUGGUUUUAUGCAUUUUUUAUGCCGGAAAAUGUGCACUGUACUUUCAUGCGCCAUUUGCAGUACAGUGGCCCCCUGCCUAACAGACCUCCCGUGUAAGGGAUUUUUGCCUAACAGACCAGCUCUGCAAGCAGUUUUUCCUCCUGCCCAACAGACAAAAUCCACCAAACAGACU